Molecule: messenger RNA, 2728 nt
Organism: Mauremys mutica (yellowpond turtle)
Lineage: Eukaryota; Metazoa; Chordata; Testudines; Geoemydidae
Gene: GAL3ST3
Product: galactose-3-O-sulfotransferase 3
Exons: 3
Coding region: 253-1566 (437 amino acids)
Biological process (GO): glycolipid biosynthetic process
Cellular component (GO): membrane
Molecular function (GO): galactosylceramide sulfotransferase activity
Source: RefSeq, a predicted model, not a curated record
GCGGGGACCCGGCUCCGCUCGGCUCCGGCCCGCCCGGGGAGAGAUGCUGCCGCGGCGCGCCCGGGACACUUCCCCGCCUCUCGCCGCCUGCGCUCGCCCGGCCCGGUGAUGGACUGAGACCCGCCGGCUCCCCGCACUCCCAGCACGGGGCCUCCCCGGCGUGAGGCUGGCCCAGCUGCCCGCCCAGUGGCUCCAUGACGAGGGAGGUGCCUGUCUGGAUGGUGCCCAGGUAGGGAGGAGCCAGUGCCCACCAUGCCCUACGCCCUCCCUCCUCUGCACUGCGCCCUCAAGAUGAUGUCCCGCAAGAAGGCCCUGCUGCUGCUGCUGCUGGUGCUCAGCACCCUGAGCCUGCUCAUCCACCAGAGCGCGCACCUCAACUGGUCCCCCAAGCCUUCCUCCCCGGGCUGCCCCCCAGCCCCUUCAUCCCGCCCCAAGCACACCUCGGUGACCUUCCUGAAGACCCACAAGACAGCGGGCACCACAGUGCAGAACAUUCUUUUCCGCUUCGCUGAGCAGCACAACGUGACGGUGGCACUGCCCCACCAUGCCUGCGACCACCAGUUCUGCUACCCCCGCAACUUCUCCGCCCGCUUCGUGCACCCGCACACUCUGCCCCCCCGCAUCAUCGCCAGCCACCUGCGCUUCCAGCACCAGGAGCUGCGCCGCCUCAUGCCCAAUGACACGCUCUACGUCACCAUCCUGCGUGAGCCCGUUGCCAUGUUCGAGUCGCUCUUCACCUACUACAACCAGUACUGCUCCGCCUUCAAGCGGGUGCCCAACGGCUCCAUGGAAGCCUUCCUGGCCAACCCACUGGCCUUCUACCGCCCCCAGGAGAAGUUCUCCAUGUACGCCCACAACACCCUGCUCUACGACCUUGGCGGGGACAAUGACCACAGCCCCGCCGACCCCACCUACCUGCCCAGCUUCAUCCGCCAGAUGGAGGAGGUCUUCUCGCUGGUGAUGAUCGCCGAGUACUUUGAUGAGUCGCUGGUGCUGCUGCGCCGCCUGCUCUCCUGGGACCUGGAGGACGUGCUCUAUGUCAAGCUCAACAUGCGCGGUCCCCGGUCCAAGGGCAACAUCAGCUCAGAGGCGCUGGCCGCCCGCAUCCGCGCCUGGAACGGGCUGGACGCCCGGCUCUAUGACCACUUCAAUGCCACCUUCUGGCGCAAGGUGGCACAGGCGGGGCGGGAGUGCGUGGCGGAGGAGGUGCGGGCACUGCGCCGGGCCUGCGAACAGCUGCUGCGCCGCUGCUUCGGGGGGCGGCCCCAGCUGCGCCCCGCCACGCAGAUCAAGAACAAGGAGCUGCGGCCCUGGCAGCCCAGCUCCAAGGUGGACAUCGUGGGCUAUGACCUGCCUCCACCCAUGCCCGGCUCAGGUGCCCCCCCUGACGAGCGCUGCCUCAAGCUGGCCAUGCCUGAGGUGCAGUACUCCCGCUAUAUGCUGCGCAAGCAGAGCCAGCGUACCCGCCGCAGGGCCAUGCUCCACCGCCCGCUGCCCCCCCGGGGAGUCCCGCGCCCAGCCAGGGCCCUCCCACUCCGCCACCCCACAAUGCCCAAGGCAGCCUGAACAGGGGCUGGGACCUUAGCCCAGAUUAGAGACUCACACCUGGGCGUGGGGCUGUGCAGGCAUCAUGGACCUGGUUUUCUGUGCCCCCUGCCCUCGGAUCAGCCAUGGGGAGAUCCCUUUGCUGGCCUCUUUCUCUCUCCCUGUGACAGUCCCCAUCCUGCACAACAGCCCCACUCCCUCCCCCUGCAUCCCACGUCCCUUUGGGAGGGCUGGAUCUGAACUGAAUGCCACUGAGGCCUGAUCUGGCACUGGGAAGCUCCACUCCCCACUUCCUGAGUCUGUGUCGGGUCCGUUUGCAGGUUCUGGAUGGUUUGCACAUGACCUGGAUUUGGAAAUCCACCAAUCACAGCCUGGGGACUGAGGCAUCUGGGAGCCUGGGAGGGACGCACAGCAGCUCAGCACGGAACAGCAGCGUCUCUGGUUUGGGGCCAAGAUGGUGGCCCCCCCUCCAACUCCAGCCUUUCUCCGCUAGUGCUGGCCCAUACCUCCCACUAGUGCUGCCACUCACAUGGGGACAUAGGACUGCAUGGGAGACACAGGGGCCAGCUAAACUCUGGGGAGGUGGGACUUGAACCCCUGCCCCAGGUAACAGAGCAGGGCCCCUUACACUCGCACCAGGGAUGCAGGAGAGAACCUCCCCUGUUCAGGCACACAACCACACACCCUAUCGCACACAGACAACCCCCAUCACUCGCCGAGCACACCCCACAUCACACAUAGCGCACAUAUCCUAUCAGUCCCCACCCCCACUUGUGUUUACCCACACACCUUGCACACAGUGCUUAAUCUGUAAUGAAAGAGGUGCCGGGGCUCAAGCGAUUUUUUUUUCAUUGAUGCAGCAAGCCCAGAGGUGCUGAGGCUAUGAACUGCCAAGCCCAGAGGUGCUGGGGCUCUGCCCUGAUAAGCCCUGGCCCAAAUUAAACACUGUUUGCACACAUGCACAGUGUCACACACACAAUCACUCACAGCUGGCCCCCUGUGCAAUUACAGACGCGCACACACGCACACACCCCCCUCGCCAGUGUAGUGUGGUGUGGCAAGGUGACCGUGUCUCAGCAGGGAGUGACUCCCUCCCCGGGAUCCCAAGGGGGGCACGGCCUGGCUCCUCCUGCCCCAUGAGCCAUUCCCUGGGUAAUGGGUUCCCAGGAAGAGGCUGAUGCUG